AUGGAAUCCCUCCCUGAUCACAUUCUUCAAUACAUCUUGUCCAAUAUCAAUAAUGCCCGUGAUGUGGCAGCUUGCAAUUGUGUUUCCAAGGGAUGGAAGGACUCAAUGGCUUAUAUCAGAUCUCUCUACUUUCCUCGCAACUCAUUUGAUAACCUUGCUGGCAAUGAAAGUUCUGACAACAUUAUUAAAAGAAUGGUAUCAACAGUUGUGAGAUUACAAGAGCUAGUUGUAUAUAGCCCUUUCUCUUGUUUUGGCCUUGCUUCAUGGCUAUCACAUGUAGGUCUAUCUCUUUCUCGACUCGAGCUUCGAAUCGAAAACUUUGGUAACAGCCGGGAAUUCUUUAUAAGCGGACCAAAAUUGGAUUGCAUUGGUGCAGCAAGGAAUUUGAAAUCUCUAAAACUGUGGCGUGUCGUAAUGAUAAAUUAUUUACCACAAUGGGAUGUCUUCCAAAACCUUAGGACCCUUGAAAUAAUUGGUUCAGCAUUGGAGGCUCAUGUAUUGACUGCGGUGCUUCUGUCAUGUCCAUAUCUGACAAGAUUGUCACUGCUUGGAUGUGAUGGGGCUAGAGCAUUCUCAAUCAACCUGCAGUAUUUAGAGCAGUGUAAGCUGAUCUUUAGAGGUUAUGGGAACUUUUCACUUUCACUAACCUCCCCGAAAAUUGAAUCCCUUGAGGUACACGGCUGUAAUUGGAUUAGGGUCCCUGAAACCAAGAAUUUGAGGACUCUUUCAAUAUCCAACACUUCAGGGAAAGUAUACAUAGUUGAUUUCGGACACCUUACAGCUCUGGAAUUCCUAUCUAUGAGGGGGGUCCAGUGGCGCUGGGAAUCAAUAUGCAAAAUGCUGAAAUUGGCAAGUGAGGUGAAGCAUCUUUAUAUGAAGAUUGAAUCCGUUGCGGACUAUGUGGGUUUUUAUCCCUUUCCGGAGAUUGAUUUUGUUGAUUUUUUCAACAACCAUCCCAAGCUGCGCAAGUUUGAUAUCCAUGGAGGCAUGUUUGCAGCACUAUGCCAGAGGAACAGUCUGAAACAUGUGGAUCCAGGAUUUGUGAUUCCAUGUUUGGAGGAGGUUGUGAUCACAGUGAAAACAUCACUAAAUGGUGGGGAAAAAAUUAGUACUCUAGAAUCCUUGUUGAAAUAUGGGAAAAAUCUAAGGACCAUGGUAAUCAGGAUUCUUCAGAUGAACUACUCUCAGUCUUAUGUCAGUGCUGAUGAUUUUUUUAAUAAGAUUUGCCGGUUGAGAUACUUGAACCACGAGAUAGUUCGAAUAGAAUAA
Messenger RNA from Gastrolobium bilobum, 1269 nucleotides. Its product is annotated as F-box protein At1g10780-like. The record is from RefSeq and is a predicted model, not a curated record. Gene Ontology annotation, molecular function: protein binding. NCBI's taxonomy places the organism in Eukaryota, Viridiplantae, Streptophyta, Magnoliopsida, Fabales, Fabaceae. The transcript has 3 exons. The coding region runs from base 1 to 1269 and encodes 422 amino acids.